AUGCUCAACUAUAACGAACCUAGAAAAUUUCGCAUUAAAUCACCAUGUUCAACAGCUAAUAUCGGUCCUGGUUUUGAUGUCUUGGGUAUUUCCCUAUCAUUAUACUUAACAAUUGAUGUUGAAAUACUACCUCCUAGCGAUAAAACACCUUCCUUUGUUAUGACUUAUUCAGGAGAAGGAGCGAAAGAUGUUCCUCUAACGGCCGAAAAGAACCUAAUCACUAAGACUGCAUUAUAUGUUCUUGCUGCUAACGGCAUUCAUACUUUACCUCAACCUCUCAAAAUCCAUGUAGAUAAUCCUAUCCCCCUGGGUCGUGGUUUAGGUUCUUCUGGUGCUGCUGUAGUGGGUGGUGUCCUGUUAGGUAACGCCCUUGGUCAGUUAAAUUUAGAUCGUGAUAGACUCCUCGAUUACUGUUUAAUGAUCGAAAGACAUCCUGAUAAUGUGGCAGCUGCCUUGAUGGGUGGUUUUGUUGCCUCUUAUUUGCGUGAGUUAAGUCCUGAACAGAUGAAAAAUGUACCUGCAUCCGAAACUUCUCUUUUAGAUAUCGCCGUUACUCAAAAGUCUGUUCCUCAACCUCCUGUAGGUAUUGGACAUUAUGUUAGAUUAGGUUGGAAUCCAGAUAUUAAAUGUAUCGCUAUUGUGCCUCAAUUUGAAGUCGCUACGGCAAAGGCAAGAGCUGUGUUACCUACACAAUAUGAAAGAAAGGAUAUGAUUUUCAACUUCCAAAGAUUAGCUGUGUUAACAACUGCAUUAAGUCAAGUUCCACCUAAUCCUGAAUUGAUUUAUAAUGCAAUGCAAGACAAAGUUCAUCAACCUUAUCGAAAGACAUUGAUUCCAGGACUUCCAGAGAUCUUGUCGACAAUUACUUAUCAAAAAUAUGAUGGACUUUUAGGUAUUUGUCUUUCUGGUGCAGGUCCUACUAUUUUAGCUUUAGCUACUAAAAAUUACGAUGAAAUUGCCAAGGCAGCUAUUGCAUUAUUCAAGCAACAUGGAAACUUUGAAUGCUUUUAUAAAGUUUUAGAUGUAGUUACAGAUGGUUCUACUUGUGUUGAUUUAUAA
This is a messenger RNA of Cokeromyces recurvatus, 1059 nucleotides long. RefSeq names its product homoserine kinase. Gene Ontology annotation, molecular function: homoserine kinase activity; ATP binding. Gene Ontology annotation, biological process: L-threonine metabolic process. The record is from RefSeq and is a predicted model, not a curated record. Lineage: Eukaryota; Fungi; Mucoromycota; Mucoromycetes; Mucorales; Mucoraceae. The transcript has 2 exons. The coding region runs from base 1 to 1059 and encodes 352 amino acids.